AUGUCAGAGAUCGAAAAGGCCUUAGUAGAACUGAAGUCUCUUAUGAAAUACCGUGCUGGCCAGCUUGGCUAUGAUGAAGAUUUUCGCGGCUUGGGAUUGACUAGUCGAAAGAACCUAUGCCUCCAUCCAUCAGUAAAAAGAGAAAAGAGUGGAUCUAUUGUGGACGCCCGUUGUCGGAGCCUCACUGCUGGCUUUGUCAAAGAGAAGAAGGAUAGGGGUGAGAGUGUGGACGUUUGUGUAUACCAUGAUAAUCUCGACCUUCUCGAACCCCAUAGCCUGAUUCCAAAUGGCGUUUGGACUUUCGACGAUAUUUUACGAUAUGGAGAAGAACACAAGCAGUGCCCAUAUUUUACUGCAAGACGGAUGAUGCAAUACUGCAAUGUCGUCAUUUUCUCAUAUCACUAUCUUCUUGACCCGAAAAUUGCGGAGCGAGUAUCUCGAGAUUUUUCCAAGGAUUGCAUUGUUGUCUUUGAUGAAGCUCACAAUAUUGACAAUGUAUGCAUCGAGGCCCUUAGUACUGACAUCACAGAAGACUCGCUGCGCAGGGCCAGCAGAGGGGCACAAAAUCUCGAGCACAAAAUCACUGAAAUGCGGGACACGGAUCAAGAACAGCUUCAGAAUGAAUAUCAAAAAUUGGUUCAAGGCUUGCGUGAAGCGGAUGAAGCUCGCCAAGAAGAUGCUUUUAUGGCGAACCCUGCUCUGCCAGAAGAUCUUUUGAAAGAAGCUGUGCCUGGAAAUAUCAGGAGAGCGGAGCAUUUUGUUGCCUUCCUCCGAAGAUUCAUUGAAUACCUCAAGACGAGAAUGAAAGUGCGACAGGUCAUUUCAGAGACUCCACCCUCUUUCCUUGCACAUUUGAAGGAACAUACCUUCAUUGAAAAGAAGCCUCUGAGGUUCUGUGCCGAACGCUUGACGUCGCUUGUGCGGACGCUCGAGCUUACCAACGUUGAGGACUACCAGCCACUGCAAGAAGUAGCUACUUUUGCAACCCUGGUUGCAACCUAUGAGAAGGGGUUCUUACUUAUACUUGAGCCCUAUGAAUCAGAUACGGCAGAGGUUCCCAACCCUAUUCUUCAUUUUACCUGCCUUGACGCCGCAAUUGCCAUUCGCCCGGUUUUCGAAAGAUUCUAUUCUGUUAUCAUAACUUCUGGGACCAUUUCUCCUCUAGAAAUGUAUCCGAAAAUGCUGGACUUUUCGACAGUGAUUCAAGAGUCAUAUAGUAUGACACUGGCGAGGCGAUCUUUCUUGCCCAUGAUUGUAACACGGGGCAGUGAUCAAGCCUCCAUCUCGACCAGCUUUCAGGUUCGUAACGAACCAAGUGUGGUCCGAAAUUACGGAAGUCUCUUGAUUGAGUUCGCCAAAAUCACACCCGAUGGCCUAGUUGUCUUUUUCCCAUCAUAUCUAUAUAUGGAAUCCAUUAUAAGCAUGUGGCAAGGGAUGGGUAUCCUCGAUGAGGUUUGGAAAUACAAACUUAUUUUGGUAGAAACGCCAGAUGCUCAGGAAACAUCCUUAGCCCUUGAAACCUAUCGCACUGCUUGCUGUAACGGCAGAGGGGCGAUCCUACUAUGUGUGGCGCGAGGAAAAGUCUCAGAGGGCAUUGAUUUUGAUCACCAGUAUGGUCGAACGGUACUUUGCAUCGGCGUGCCGUUUCAAUAUACGGAAUCCCGAAUUUUGAAGGCUCGUCUCGAAUUCUUGCGAGAGACAUAUCGUAUUAAGGAAAACGACUUCCUUUCAUUCGACGCCAUGCGCCAUGCUGCGCAAUGUCUUGGGCGUGUGCUACGAGGAAAGGAUGACUACGGAAUCAUGGUCCUUGCCGACCGCCGAUUCCAAAAAAAAAGGACGCAAUUGCCCAAAUGGAUUAAUCAAGGCCUUCUGGAUGUUGACGCGAAUCUCAGCACAGACAUGGCGGUGAGUAGUGCAAGGCGGUUUCUGCGAACCAUGGCACAACCAUUUCAUGCCAAGGAUCAAGAAGGUAUUAGCACUUGGGAUUACGAAGAUCUUCAAAGGCACAAGGAAAGAGCUGAUGUAGAGAAGAUUCGUGAACUUGAAGACGCAGCAAAGGAUCUGGGAUCCCAGAAUAUUGCUGCACUUAAUAACUCCGAAUUUGAUGACGAAGAGCUAGACCAAGAUAUGAUGGAGCUGGACGACUUCUAG
This is a messenger RNA of Pochonia chlamydosporia 170, 2151 nucleotides long. Its product is annotated as DNA repair helicase RAD3. Gene Ontology annotation, molecular function: DNA helicase activity; ATP binding; hydrolase activity, acting on acid anhydrides, in phosphorus-containing anhydrides. Gene Ontology annotation, biological process: transcription by RNA polymerase II; positive regulation of mitotic recombination; nucleotide-excision repair. Gene Ontology annotation, cellular component: nucleus. The transcript has 5 exons. Lineage: Eukaryota; Fungi; Ascomycota; Sordariomycetes; Hypocreales; Clavicipitaceae. The record is from RefSeq and is a predicted model, not a curated record. Bases 1 to 2151 code for a protein of 716 amino acids.